Messenger RNA from Cottoperca gobio, 1838 nucleotides. Its product is annotated as cytochrome c-type heme lyase-like. Gene Ontology annotation, molecular function: holocytochrome-c synthase activity. Gene Ontology annotation, cellular component: mitochondrion. Gene Ontology annotation, biological process: cytochrome c-heme linkage. The record is from RefSeq and is a predicted model, not a curated record. NCBI's taxonomy places the organism in Eukaryota, Metazoa, Chordata, Actinopteri, Perciformes, Bovichtidae.
CCGUCAUCUCUUUGUCUUCAUAUGUUCACAGCCUGCUGUAGAUGAUGUGUUUACACAGAAGAUACACGAGACGUGCUGUGUGGUUCACGUGCUGCUGAGUUUAAUGGACGUUAACGCAAAGAAGACAGCCAGCAUACCGGUUAACGUUAGCAUAGCUGCUAGGGCAGGAUGGGAGCCUCCUUGUCCAUCGCUGCUGCUCCGACAGUUAGGGCAGAGGCCAUGAUGGCCGCCCCUCCUCAGGGCUGCCCCAUGCACCAAGAAGCCCCGCCUGUCAAAGUUUCUCCGCCUACAGAGUGUCCCAUGCAUCAAGCUCCGCCUGUGAAAGUGUCUCCACCUGCAGAGGGUCCCAUGCAUCAAGCGCCGCCUGUGAAAGCGUCUCCUCCGACAGAGUGUCCGAUGCACAAAGCAGACGCAGGUCCAGCUCACCAGGACCGGGCCUACGACUUUGUGCAGUGUCCCAUGAAGGGGGCAGAAGGCAUGAAGAGUGACAUCGACCCGGCAAACAUGAUGCCUCCUCCUAACCAAGUCCCCGCUCCAGACCAGCCCUUCGACCUCGCCCUCGCCAGAGAGGAGUCCUCCAUUCCUCGCCACGACGCCCAGAACAAGUGGGUCUACCCGUCUGAGCAGAUGUUCUGGAACGCCAUGCUGCGGAAAGGGUGGCGCUGGCGUGAAGAUGACCUCGCUGCUCAAGAUAUGACCAACAUCAUCAAAAUCCACAACCAGAACAACGAGCAGGCGUGGCAGGAGAUCCUGAAGUGGGAGGCGCUGCACGCCGGUGAGUGUCCGUGCGGUCCGACCUUGAAGAGGUUUGGUGGUAAAGCCAAAGAGUUCUCCCCCCGGGCUCGUGUCCGUCACUGGAUGGGCUACGAGCUGCCUUUUGACCGCCACGACUGGAUCAUUGACCGCUGUGGGAGGGAGGUGCGCUACGUCAUCGACUACUACGAUGGAGAAAUCAACAAAAAUAACUACCAGUUCUCCAUCCUGGAUGUGCGCCCCGCCUUUGACUCGUUAAGCGCCGUAUGGGACCGGAUGAAGGUGACCUGGUGGCGCUGGUCCUCCUAAAGGACUGGUGGAGCUCAGGGUGGAGGACUGACACUGCUCAGCUCUACAACAUGUGUGCUGUGAACACAAGACUGGUGACAAGAACUCCGUCAGGCUGUGACGUGUUCACGUAAAGAGGUUCAUCUGCUGACCCUUCAUGGCUGAUGUUUGUGUAGAUGUUGUAGCUCCUCAUCACAUUCAAACACUCAUAUUCACCUGCAGUUCUAAAUUCAUCUGAGAGUUAAAGACGUUGUGGUUAAAGGUCCACAAGAAGUGGAAUAUAAUUAUCUUAGUUAUGUUUUCAUUAGUGGAGAAUCCUCACUAACCUUACACGUGUUGGUCAUCAAUACUUUCACACAAAUCUCAGAUAUCUGCUAAUAAUCCUCCACACUGACGACAUCUGAUCCUUAUUGGUGGGAUAACACCUGGACAUGAUGCUGUUAGGGCAUAUAUAUACAGUAUAGUUAUAUUUUUUAAAGGGCCAGGAUAUAUUCGAGCCUCACUAUUAAACUCUGUGACGUCUUCAGCUGCAGAUGAGCUUGUCCUGGAGAAUUACAUUCUUACAGCUUCAUUUACUGUAUUUCUUCAUAUACUGUUUUACUGUAUUACUGUUUUACUUUCAUGAUGGGUAUAAGGCUUGAAUGUACUUUUGCACUGAGAUAUUAACAUUUCAUCUGCCAGAAGUCUUAGUUUGACCCUUUGUAUUUAUUAUUUGAUGAAUGAGACUUGUUUGUGCAGAAUGUUUUUGCUUUUGUUCUUGUUUGUAAAGAUCAUUAAAGUAUGAAUCGAGCACCUGA